AUCCCAUUUCACAGUAAAUAAUCUGGAUCCCGCUUUCCAGUUCCACUGUAUCUCGUAUUCCACAGCUCCCCGACGACCGUCUGCCUCCAAGGCAUCUUUAUCACGUCUUUCCUUCGCUUAUUCGCACCAGUUGACAGACUCAGCAUUUCUGCCCAAAGUUUGUGUACUCGCGGCCUAUUUUUUGACUUGCUUGCAGCGUUCUCAGUCGUUCUAACUUGGAUUCUUGUGCUCUUUGUUGUCGGAUUGCUAUCUGACCAAUGGGACUUCAUCACUUGGCAGCAAGCAGCGCGGCUGUGCUCCUAGCGGGCGGCACUGCAGCGUAUCUAAAAGCGAAUUCCCUGCCUUCUUUGGUGGGUAGUGCCGGGUUGGCCAGCACUUUCAUGGCAAGCACCUAUUUCUUCACGCAAACCGACCAUAUUGGCGGGGCGUCGCUUAUGGCGACUCUUGGCGGUGUAGCCACCGCUGCCGUGGGAUACAGGAGGUACAUGGUAGCGGCGAAGCCAACCGUGCCAGUCACCCUGAUUGUUAUGGGGGUACUCAACACAGCUUACUACGGCUACCAGACGUUGCAGUUCAAGGACAACAUCACAGGCGCGAGAACUGUGCCCGCGUCUGGGGAGGAGCUGCGCGAAGGACGUCUGAUGCCAAGGCGAUUGGAAUAGACACAGGGGCAAAACAGGCGUGAAACUUUACAGGGAAAACGAGGGCAUUGGAGAUGUUAGGUGGCCGUGGAAAGGGCGAUGAGUAACGCAGCGAUGAUUGACUUUUUAGUUUGUGGUACUAAUAUCCUUGGGUGAAAUCCCUUCCGCGUUUCACCGUCGUGCUUUUCACACGAUUGGCGGUUCCUUAUAUGUAGACGAAAUGCCAACCCCUAACCGCAACAGGAACUGAAGUAGAGAGAAUGGCAAAACGAAGGCUUCUGUUGCUUUGUCAAUCGAACCACGCGUUUGGUCUCUAUCCCCGCUUACGUUAGAGUCCAAGUAUAUUUAUGUCCUCGUUUUGAUCUUUCCACGGCAGCCGAAGGUAGCGGAACGACAACCGAGUCACAAAAACGGUCCAG
Toxoplasma gondii ME49 is the source of this 1060-nucleotide messenger RNA. RefSeq lists its product as hypothetical. Gene Ontology annotation, cellular component: membrane. Lineage: Eukaryota; Apicomplexa; Conoidasida; Eucoccidiorida; Sarcocystidae. The coding region runs from base 258 to 662 and encodes 134 amino acids. The transcript has 3 exons. The record is from RefSeq and is a predicted model, not a curated record.